GUGCGCGGCGGACAUUUUCUUUUCCGUCCCGUUGUAACUUGAGGAGUCCUUGUUGAAUUUCCCUGGGUCCUACCCCGUCCUGUCCCUCUCCGUGUGCGUCUGCUACGGCAGCGACAGCAGCAGUAGCAGCGCUGGCGGCUCGCUGGCUGCUUUCUUCAUGUUGUGGUCGGGAAUACGCAUGCGCCCGGCAUUGGAAUUACUGCACUGGCAAGAAUAAGUUGGACCUCGCGUGUCUUCAGUAAAAAGAAAUAAGACACUAAAAGCUAAGUAUGGCGCUUUUGAGACUACGGAGGAUGAGGUGUUUUGUCGUGUGGUCCUUCGCCUUCGUUGUAGCUGCCGUGUGCGCGCAAAGUCCUGGAGGUGUCCACGAUCCAAGCAAUAUGACUCUGGUAAAAGAAACAGUGGAUAGACUACUGAAAGGCUACGAUAUACGAUUGAGACCCGAUUUCGGAGGUGCCCCCGUUGGUGUAGGCAUGAAUAUAGACAUAGCCAGCAUAGACAUGGUAUCUGAAGUCAACAUGGACUACACGUUGACCAUGUACUUCCAGCAGGCGUGGCGGGACAAGAGGCUGUCCUACUCCGAGAUCCCCCUGAACCUGACUCUGGAUAACCGGGUGGCGGAUCAGCUGUGGGUCCCGGACACGUACUUCCUCAACGACAAGAAGUCCUUUGUGCACGGAGUGACGGUGAAGAACAGGAUGAUCCGACUGCAUCCGGACGGGACCGUGCUCUACGGGCUCAGAAUCACGACCACUGCCGCCUGCAUGAUGGACCUCAGGAGGUACCCGCUGGACGAGCAGAACUGCACACUGGAGAUCGAAAGCUAUGGAUACACCACAGACGACAUCGAGUUUUACUGGAGGGGAGGACACAACGCGGUGACCGGAGUGGACCGAAUCGAGCUGCCCCAGUUCUCCAUCGUGGACCACAAACUCAUCGCAAAGAAGGUGGUUUUCUCUACAGGAGCUUACCCACGCCUGUCCCUGAGUUUCAAACUGAAGAGGAACAUCGGUUACUUCAUCCUGCAGACGUACAUGCCCUCCAUCCUGAUCACCAUCCUGUCCUGGGUCUCCUUCUGGAUCAAUUACGACGCUUCAGCUGCCAGAGUGGCCUUGGGUAUCACCACUGUGCUGACCAUGACCACCAUUAACACCCAUCUGAGAGAAACACUGCCCAAAAUCCCCUACGUGAAGGCCAUUGACAUGUACCUGAUGGGCUGCUUCGUCUUCGUCUUCCUCGCACUGCUCGAGUACGCCUUUGUCAACUACAUCUUCUUUGGACGCGGGCCGCAGAGGCAGAAGAAAGCCGCCGAACGGUCCUCUCUCGCCAACAACGAGAAGCUGAGGAUGGAUCCUAACAAGUGGCUUGUGGGAAACGUAGUUGGCAGAGAUGACACGCUGUAUGCCCGGAUGAAGCAGAGGGACCUGGAUGGACAUGACUCCAUGUGGGAGCCUAUUUUUAUGGACGACGCGGCCAUCGGAUUGGAUCAGAAGAACAGGAUGGACCCUCACGAGAACAUCCUCCUGAGCACGCUGGACCUGAAGAACGACAUGGGAAUCUCGGAGCUCGCCCUGGGCUUGAACGACCCGCGGAACACCAUGCUCACCUACGACAGCUCCACCCUGCAGUACCGCAAGGCCGGCCUCGCGCGCCACAACUUCGGCCGCAACGCGCUGGAGAGACACAUGACCAAAAAGAGCAGGCUACGGAGGCGCGCGUCCCAGCUCAAAAUCACCAUCCCCGACUUGACUGACGUAAACUCUAUUGACAAGUGGUCGCGGAUGAUCUUCCCAACCAUGUUCUCUUUCUUCAACAUCGUUUACUGGCUUUACUACGUCAACUAAACAGGGACAUUUAUAUAGGAAAAUAGAAAAAAAAAAGUGUAUUUCUCAUUUCUUUUGGUUUCAUUUUGGAAUAUUCAGGAUUUUACGUAUUUUCCAGAUACUCAAAAGACGAGAUUACCAACAUUUAAGGUGCCUGUACCUGGUUAGUUCUGAUUUAGCGUUGUUUUUUUUUGUGUGUGACUUGCGUAGUAACUUAUUUUUUUAUAUCGUUUUUGUUUUUAAUUGCAUUUUCAGGAUAUGAGUUGUUGCCAAAAUACCAGUUAGGUGCAAGUUUACAUGGAGUAAAGCGAUGGGUGAUAUUCGAGUACUGUGACCGAAGCUAAUAUUAAAAAGAAAAAAAAGUAACUGUCAGGUUUUCCUAUUUCUGGAGCAAAAAAAGUCUACUGCCCUACACUUGACUAUUUACAUAACUUUGACUGUGUGAGAGAAACAUCCUCUACUUUAAGAAAAAAAGAAAAAAAGAAAAGCCAACUAUUAUAUUUAUCGUUUUUACU
This is a messenger RNA of Periophthalmus magnuspinnatus, 2338 nucleotides long. Its product is annotated as gamma-aminobutyric acid receptor subunit beta-2-like. The record is from RefSeq and is a predicted model, not a curated record. Gene Ontology annotation, biological process: nervous system process; signal transduction; monoatomic ion transmembrane transport. The transcript has 10 exons. Lineage: Eukaryota; Metazoa; Chordata; Actinopteri; Gobiiformes; Gobiidae. Bases 270 to 1844 code for a protein of 524 amino acids. Gene Ontology annotation, molecular function: neurotransmitter receptor activity; GABA-A receptor activity; extracellular ligand-gated monoatomic ion channel activity. Gene Ontology annotation, cellular component: neuron projection; synapse; membrane.